AUGGGCAAGCUCGCCGCUGUCCUCCUCGCCGCCUGCGCCGCCCUCCUAGCUCUCGUCGCGCCGUUGCUCGCUGGCGACCCCAGCAUGCUCCAGGACAUCUGCGCCGCCGACUACAAGUCCCUCGAGGGCCCGCUGCGGGUGAACGGGUACCCGUGCAAGAGGCCGGAGAACGUGACGGCGGAGGAUUUCUUCUUCGGCGGGCUGGCGAACGCCGCCGACGUGUACGCCGGCGGCAACCCCAUGGGCUCCGUGGUGACGGCGGCGGACGUGGAGAAGGUCCCGGGGCUGAACACGCUUGGCCUGUCCAUGGCGCGCGUCGACUACGCGCCGUGGGGUGGCGCCAACCCGCCGCACGCGCACCCGCGCGCCACCGAGGUCAUCUUCGUCAUCGAUGGCACCCUGGAGGUGGGCUUCGUCACCACGGCGAACAGGCUCAUCACCCGGGCCGUGCCCAGGGGCGGUAUGUUCGUGUUCCCGCGCGGCCUGAUGCACUUCGAGCGCAGCGUCGGCGAAGUGCCUGCCGUGGCCAUCUCGGCUUUCGACAGCCAGCUCCCCGGAACUCAGCCGGCGGCCGCGGCGAUGUUCGGGGCGGUGCCGACGGACGUGCUUGUGCGCGCGCUGCAGACCGAUGCCGGUGUUGUGGAGCGCAUCAAGUCCAAGUUCCCGCCAAAGUAA
Messenger RNA from Lolium rigidum, 675 nucleotides. Its product is annotated as germin-like protein 1-4. The record is from RefSeq and is a predicted model, not a curated record. Gene Ontology annotation, biological process: plasmodesmata-mediated intercellular transport; regulation of root development. Gene Ontology annotation, molecular function: manganese ion binding. The transcript has 2 exons. NCBI's taxonomy places the organism in Eukaryota, Viridiplantae, Streptophyta, Magnoliopsida, Poales, Poaceae. The coding region runs from base 1 to 675 and encodes 224 amino acids. Gene Ontology annotation, cellular component: plasmodesma; cell wall.